This is a messenger RNA of Stylonychia lemnae, 1512 nucleotides long. NCBI's taxonomy places the organism in Eukaryota, Ciliophora, Spirotrichea, Sporadotrichida, Oxytrichidae. The record is from the annotation of a GenBank genome assembly.
AUGGCAUUUUUAAAAAAAAUAAAAAAGUUCAACCAAAGAGUGGCUAUUAUUGACAAAAAUGGAAAAUUUACCUACGAACAGUUACUUAAUAAUUCUCUAAAUCUGUCAAGUUAAAUGCAAAAUAUUAUCAAUCAAUAGCAAAAGCAGGAUUAGAGCUUAAAGAAGAUCUUAUUUCUUACAGACCCUGACAUCAAUUAUGCUUCAGUCUAGCUUGCAACUUGGGGAAUGAAAGGAGUGACCGUUCCAAUGAGUAUAAAAAUGACCCCAAGCGAAGCUGAGUACUAUAUUUAGGAUUCAUAGGCUGAUCUUAUUGUAACUCAACCACAUUAUGAGGAUAGAUUUAGAACAAUACAGGAAUUCAAAAACAUACCUAUGAUUAUACUAAAUAAACUAAACUUGAAUGAAUCAAACUUAGAGCUGCCUCAAACUUCAGAUCAAGAUGACAAUAUGAUUCUUUACACAAGUGGAACUACAGGUAAACCAAAAGGCGUUGUUCACAAAUUCAAGUCUAUCAAGUCUUAGAUUGAAAUUUUAUCAGAGGCAUGGGGAUGGAGCUAAGAUGAUAAGAUAUUAAAUGUUCUGCCAUUACAUCAUCUCCACGGAAUUUUGAAUGUUGUUAAUUGUGCUCUUUGGAAUGGGGCAUAGCUUGAGAUGCAUGAUAAAUUUGAUACAAAAGCAGUUUGGAGUGCUCUUCUAAGAUCUAGAGAUGACCCUUUGUCACUCAGUCUAUUUAUGGCAGUUCCUACUAUUUAUUACAACUUGAUAAAAUACUAUGAUGACCAUGAGGGAUAAAUAAAUAGUCUAGAUUAAAAUGAACUAAAACAGAGACUCUAAAGGCUAAGAUUAAUGAUAUCUGGCUCAGCUUCAUUACCUGAACCAGUUAUGGCUCGAUGGGAAUCGAUAUCUGGACAUACAUUAUUAGAAAGAUUUGGAAUGACAGAGCUUGGAAUGGCUUUAUCUAAUCCACUUAAUGGAACAAGAAGAAGUGGUUAUGUAGGAUACCCAUUACCACAUAUUAAGGCAGCUCUUAAAGACUUGGAAAAAGGAAAUAUUAUUGAAGAAGGCAUUAAUGACAAAGAAGGAGAACUACUUAUUUAAUCCCCAUGCAUGUUUGAUAGAUAUCUUAAUAAAGAAAAAGAAACAGCAGAAAGCUUCACUGACGAUGGUUGGUUUAAAACUGGUGACUGUGCUAUAAGUAGACUGUCAUAGGACAUCAUUAAGAAGAGUGGCUAUAAGAUAAGUGCACUAGAGAUAGAAAAUAGACUAUUAUAAAAUUCUGAGGUUGCAGAGGUAGCUGUUUUUGGUAUUCCAGAUGAAAAGCACGGUGAAGAAAUAGCUUGCAUGCUUGUUCCGAAAUCCAAAACUAAUUAUGAUUCUAAAAUACUUGAGAAUUAUUGUGAGGAGCAUCUUAGUUCAUAUAAGAUACCUAGAAAAUGGAUCACAGUAGAAGAAAUACCUAAAAAUGCUAUGGGUAAAGUUAAUAAAAAGGAGUUGAAAAAAGUUUUCCAAUGA